AUGUACUGGACCACGGCAUUAUCGACAGCGACGCUGCUCGCGCCCCACACCCUCGCCGAAAUCAUCCCGCUGCCCGCCGACCCCUCCAUCCAUGCCGGAUCCUCCGGCCUCCUGCAGCACCACGCCCAGGACAUGUCCAGCCAAUACAUCUCGCGGCGGCAGUCCUCCCCCGAGGACGAGACCCAGGGCGCCGCGCCCCUGACCCCGGACGGCUCGAUGGACUGGGACGCGUGGGACAGCAGGACGGUAGCGGCCUGCAUGCAGGCGCUGGGACGGCUGGACACGGCCUCCAACCCUUCGGGCACGUCCAUCUGCUACAACCUGCCCAUGCUGAACCGGACCAGCGGCAUCUUCGGCGCCGACCUUCGCUUGUUCAAGGUGUCCGAGCCGUCGGGGUCUUGGGUCAACAUCCCGCCCGAGAAUAUCGAGGUCACUGUCGGCUUCCGCGGUGCUGCCGUGUCGGCGGUGGACCCGAAUCGCGGAGAGGCGCAGCAGCAGCAGCAGCAGCAGCAGCAGCAAAACAGGGUGAAGCGGCAGGACAAUGCGGGACAAAGGAACAGGACCACGGAGCUGCUGCAGACCUAUUUCUUCAUCGGACAGAUCGGCCGGGAACACAUGGAGGCGAACAUGACCAGCGCCGAAAUAGAAGCCCUCGUCAUGCCGAUCCUGACCCUCAGCGCCACGAACCCCGACGGCGUCACCCUCACCACCAACGUCUCCUCCAACGAGGCAGCCUUCCUCACCGGCGUCUUUUCCGACGAGGAGAACCUGUCGGAUUUCACCCGCGCCGACCGCGCCGUGGCCAACAUCACCAGGGCGCUGGAGAACGCCGAGGUGGCCUUUGUGCUGCCCGGCGUGCAGAUCCUCAUCUUCCCCAUUGGGCUCGUUAUCAUCGCCGUGUGGACGCUCAUUGGGGUCGCCGCUUACGGGUUUGGCACGUACGAGCGCGUCCAGUACGCCGAGAGCUUUAAGCGGAGACAGGCUCUUGCGGGUAACGCCAGAUCCCGGAUAUAA
This is a messenger RNA of Sodiomyces alkalinus F11, 1014 nucleotides long. RefSeq lists its product as hypothetical. Bases 1 to 1014 code for a protein of 337 amino acids. The transcript has 2 exons. The record is from RefSeq and is a predicted model, not a curated record. NCBI's taxonomy places the organism in Eukaryota, Fungi, Ascomycota, Sordariomycetes, Glomerellales, Plectosphaerellaceae.